This is a messenger RNA of Fopius arisanus, 1135 nucleotides long. RefSeq names its product pre-mRNA-splicing factor CWC25 homolog. The transcript is spliced from 5 exons. Gene Ontology annotation, biological process: mRNA splicing, via spliceosome. NCBI's taxonomy places the organism in Eukaryota, Metazoa, Arthropoda, Insecta, Hymenoptera, Braconidae. The record is from RefSeq and is a predicted model, not a curated record. Gene Ontology annotation, cellular component: U2-type spliceosomal complex. The coding region runs from base 115 to 1029 and encodes 304 amino acids.
CUCUCCGAGUUUAUUUUCGUCUGCCUCAGGUUUUAUUUACUAACAAAUACUCCAUUAUUUAAACUAGGAGAGGAAAAAAAUUUUGAUUAAUCACUCGUCCAGAAAGGAUUAAAAAUGGGUGGGGGAGAUUUGAACCUGAAGAAGUCCUGGCACCCCUCGACGAUGAAGAACAUGGAGAAGGUGUGGAAGGCAGAGCAACAGGACAGUCGAGAGAAAAAAAAAAUAGCUGAAUUGAAACGAGACAUCGAGAUGGAGAAGGACAGGGAGGACAUGACGAGAUAUGCAAUGCAGCAGGGGGUGAUUGCAAAGAAAGAGGAUAAAAAACUCGAUUGGAUGUACAAGGGACCCAAUCAAGGGAUCAAUAGAGAAGAUUAUCUCACGGGAAAGGCAAUAGAUAAGACCUUUGAGCAGCAGGCACAGGCUGAGAGAGACGCAGAGAGAAAUCGAAUGCCUAGUAAUCACGUAGAAUACGAGUGCGUUCCACCGUCGUUGAGGUUUUUCUCAGGCAGUGAACAAGUGGAUCUGCAGAAGAAACUGCAGGAAGACCCGUUGUAUGCGAUUAAAAAAAAGGAAAUGGAGUCGAGGACGCAAUUACUGAAAAAUCCAGUGAAACUGAAGCAACUGAAGGAAUUAGUUAGCAAGAGGAGAGGAAGUCCUGAGGCGUCAUCUUCGUCGUCGAGGCAUCACAAGUCGUCGAAACACCACAAAGAGUCUCACAGAUCGAAGAAAGACGAUGGGAAACAUCAAUCGAAGAAGAAAGUCAAACUUACUGACGAGGAGAAAGAGAAACGACUCAAGGAGAUGCUGGCGAACGCCUCCUGGAGGGACAAGGAGAGAGCAAAAAAUGUGAAGAAGUAUCGAGAACAGGACAAAAAGGAGCAGAAGAGUAAAUCGUACGACAAGGACUUCAUCAGGAAACACCUGGUGAAGGCGACCGAAGUCGAGACCGUCGCCUCUCGAAUAAAAUCCAAUAUAAAUAAUAUCCAACGAUCUGGACGCGCGAUGGACACAAAUUUCGCCAGGAGAUAACCCCGAGCCAAAAAUCAUCGACUCAAUUCACUCUAGAAUUUUUUAUUCCUUUCAACGAGUUUUUAUAUUAUAUUUCUUUACAAUCAUGACGUAAUAAAUUAAUUAU